Molecule: messenger RNA, 1830 nt
Organism: Microdochium trichocladiopsis
Lineage: Eukaryota; Fungi; Ascomycota; Sordariomycetes; Xylariales; Microdochiaceae
Exons: 4
Coding region: 289-1698 (469 amino acids)
Cellular component (GO): nucleolus; chromatin
Molecular function (GO): macrolide binding; peptidyl-prolyl cis-trans isomerase activity
Source: RefSeq, a predicted model, not a curated record
GCUGAGGCAAGGUUGACCCGAGGACCAGGCAGAAAAAAAAGUCGAGAGCGAACAGCAGAGAACCAUCUCGCCGCAAGCAUUCCCCUCGACACCGCCCUACGUGCUCUUCCUUCACGAGUCGCGUCUGCUUCCCAUCUCAGCCUGCCACCCCCCCGUAUCAUCAAUCAUAUUCCAUCGUGCGCUCUCUAUCUUCUCUCUUUUGCCAAUCAAUCACUCUCUCAUCAACGCGAGUGAUUGCAUCUACCCAUCACUUACAAGCGCCUUCCACGUCUCGCAACUCCAUUCACAAUGUCGACCUUUCCUAUCGCCCUGUACGGGCUUGAGGUUCCCCCGGGAGGCAUCAUGAUCCCUGCCAUGCAGGAGGAUAGCUUUCCCGAUGCUUCUUACCGCAUCACCAUGGCCGCGCUCGACCCCACCGAGGCGCCCGAGGCCGACGAGGAUGGCAACAUUCCCAAUGUCCCCCGUGCCACCCUCAAGCUUAUCCGCCAGAGAUACUCGGACCUCGACGAGGAGCUUGAUGACGAGUACCUGCAGGCUAUGAUGGGCGGCGACGAUGACUCUGACUCUGAUGAGGAUGACGAGGACGACGAGCCCAACGGAGGCCCCAGCGACCCUGCCAAGUCCAAGAAGGCCAAGCAGGCUGCUGCUCUCCGCAAGCUGAUCGAGGCUGCUCAGGCCGAGGAGGAGUCCGACGAGGAGAUGGCCGACGGCGAGAAGCCCAACGGCACUGGCAAGGUCAGCAAGAAGGGCAAGGAGCCCGCUACCUCGAGCGAUGAGGAUGAGGAGGACGAUGAGGAGGACGGACUCGACAUGGAAGAGCUUGUCCUUUGCACUCUCGACACUGAGCGCAACUACCAGCAGCCUCUUGACAUUACAAUUGGCCCCAACGAGAAGGUCUUCUUCGUCGUCAAGGGCACACACACCAUCCACCUCACCGGUAACUACAUCAUCGACACUGGCGAUGAGGAGGACUCUGAGGAUGAGGACGAGGAUGACUACGACAUCGAGGGUCUUGAGGGUUACGACUCCGAAGAGGAGUCUGACGUCGAUGAGCUCGACGACCUUGCUGACCCUCGCGUGACCGAGGUCGAGUCCGAAGACGAGGCUCCUGCGCUCGUCGCCUCCAAGAAGGGCAAGAACAAGCGCGCCGCUGAGGAGUCCGCCGAGGCACUUGAUGAUCUCAUUGCCAAGGCCGGUGCCGAGGAGGACAAGGCCAGCAAGAAGCAGCAGAAGAAGCUUAAGAACAACAAGGGCGAGGCUGUUGCUGCCAAGGAGGAGAAGGCCGACGCCACCAAGGGCGACAAGAAGGUUCAAUUUGCCAAGAACCUCGAGCAGGGUCCUACCGGCCCCGCCGCCGCCAAUCUCGGUGUCAAGGUUGUCAACGGUGUCACCAUCGAUGACCGCAAGGCCGGCAGCGGCCGUGUCGUCAAGAAGGGCAACACUGUCGAGGUUCGCUACAUCGGCAAGCUCAAGGACGGCAAGGUCUUUGACUCCAACAAGAAGGGCAAGCCUUUCAGCUUCAAGGCCGGCACUGGCCAGGUCAUCAAGGGCUGGGAUAUUGGUGUUACCGGCAUGGCUGUCGGUGGCGAGCGUCGCCUGACCAUCCCCGCCCACCUCGCCUACGGCAGCCAGAAGCUGCCUGGCAUUCCCGCCAACAGCGAGCUGAUCUUCGACGUCAAGCUCCUCGCUAUCAAAUAAGUGGCCUGCGUCUGAUAUACCACAGUAACCAAAACGGUCUCCGCGAUGGUCUCCGUAGUGCAGAUGUCCUUUGCCAACCCGGGAAAUCUACACCAUCCUCAACACAUGUCGGCAUGUAUCAUAAGGUCCAAC